This is a messenger RNA of Arachis stenosperma, 423 nucleotides long. RefSeq lists its product as uncharacterized. The transcript has a single exon. Bases 1 to 423 code for a protein of 140 amino acids. NCBI's taxonomy places the organism in Eukaryota, Viridiplantae, Streptophyta, Magnoliopsida, Fabales, Fabaceae. The record is from RefSeq and is a predicted model, not a curated record.
AUGAUGUUCAUGAACAAAGAGUCUGACCCAAUCCUAUGCCGCACCUUCCCCACCUUCUUUGAUGGAGCCACCCUAAUCUGGUUCCCUAACCUCCCUGAAGACUCCAUUUCCAACUUCAACGAGCUAACCGACCAGUUCGUCAACCAUUUUGCCGCAUCCAAAGUAUAUGUGCACAACUCUGAUUAUCUGAGCACCAUAAAGCAAGGGGCGAACGAAAGCCUGAAGGACUACAUGACCAGAUUUGCUGAAACAACCAAUGAGAUACCCAACUUAAAUCCGGAAGUCCACCUUCAUGCCAUAAAAAGCAGCCUCUGGUCCAAGAAGUUCCAAGAGACCAUAGUCAUAACAAAACCAAAAACCCUAGCCGAAUUUCGAAAGAAGGCAACAACCCAAAUCGAAAUUGAAGAACUCCGAGCACUGUGA